Messenger RNA from Cyprinodon tularosa, 2026 nucleotides. Its product is annotated as proteinase-activated receptor 3. Gene Ontology annotation, cellular component: membrane. NCBI's taxonomy places the organism in Eukaryota, Metazoa, Chordata, Actinopteri, Cyprinodontiformes, Cyprinodontidae. The record is from RefSeq and is a predicted model, not a curated record. The transcript has 2 exons. Gene Ontology annotation, molecular function: thrombin-activated receptor activity. Bases 164 to 1288 code for a protein of 374 amino acids. Gene Ontology annotation, biological process: positive regulation of Rho protein signal transduction; phospholipase C-activating G protein-coupled receptor signaling pathway; blood coagulation.
ACAUGUAUGCUACAGUUCUGUGCAUGUUGAGGGGGUGUUUCUCGGACUAACACUCCCACGGGGAAACAGCGAAUGACACAAAGAGCAGGGAACUAACAAACAGAAAGCAGUGACAUUCCCUUUUGAGAAGAGAGCACUGUUUGUUCUACCGCUAAGCAAAAACAUGAGAAAACUUUGGAUUCUCCUUCUUCUUUUUGCUCUGUUUAUACAUGGGACGCUUCAAAAAAAUGGGAGAAAGACAUCAAAAGCCAAGCAAAACAAAACCAAGAGAGAUUUCCCCAUGCCCAGAGUCUUUAAAGGAGUCCCUCUGACAAAGUCUCCCCUCCAAGGGACACAAGCUCCUAAUUCAACUAUCUCUCCAGCUCUGGGGUCCAUCAACGAAAUUGCUGCAGGGUACCUCAAAGGGCCCCUGAGCACCAGAGCUUUCCCCAUCAUUUAUUUGGGGCUGGUAAUCGUCGGCAUCCCAGCCAACCUCACCAUCCUGUGUUUACUCCUGACCAAAGUCAGAAAAGUGUCGUCGGCCAUCCUCUACUGCAGCCUGGCUGUCUCUGAUCUAUUCCUCCUCGUCUCCCUCCUUUUCAAGUCUCACUACCAUCUCCUUGGAAACCACUGGGUGCUCGGAGAGGCUGCCUGUCGAGCCGUUACGGCCUGUUUCUACGGUAACCUCUACUGCUCUGCCCUGACGUUGGCCUGUAUUGCCGUCAAGCGCUACAUGGCCGUGGUGCACCCGUUCAUAUACAAAACACUACCAAAGCUGAAGAGUACAGCCUUGGUCGUCCUGGCUGUGUGGGGGGUGUUUGUUGCAGCCAUCAUCCCUGAGCUCUUGGUCCAGCAGACCUUUUGGCUUCCCCAGCUGAACCGCACCUCCUGCCAUGAUGUGUUGCCUCUGGAUUACAACUCUCAUGCAGUCCUGCUGUUUUCCAACCUGAUUCUGACGGUUCUGUGCCUUCUGCUGCCGAUGGUGGUCACCUUCGUGUGCUUCAUCAAAAUCUUCAGAGCUCUUAACCAGUCACACUAUGACUGGGCCAUGUACAUCAAAUCCAGUUCGCUGGUGUUUACUAUCUUUCUAGUGUGUUUCCUUCCUGUCGGGGUUCUGCACUUCCUACAUUAUGUUUGUCUGUUUUUUAAUUUAACAGACAGUCUCUACAUAUACUUUAACACAGCAGUGUGCCUCUGCUGCAUCCAUGCUUGUCUGGACCCCUUCUUCUUUAUCCUCAUGUCCAAAUCUACUGGCAGUAAAAUGUACUUCCUAAGUUUUAAAGGUAAAAGCUUCAGCAUAUCGAUUUAAAAAAAGACUCUGUGUUUAACAAAACUAAGAAACUGUGAAACUCUCUUUUGUGGCUGGUACCCAAAGAGGAAGUACUGUGGUACAGUUUGAAGCACUGGUCUUGAACUUUACUGCUUUAAAUAUGGCACUUUUUUAUAUAAAUAAAUGUUUGCAACAGAUUGACGUAAUGGAAAGAAGCUGGAAAUAAACAUGUACAUACCCUGAUCUUCAUGAACUUAACUGAUUUGAAGUUAGAAUUAGUAAAUAAAGUAACUGAACCCAGAAGCAACAUUAAAAGAUAAUUAUUUAAUAAAUAAUAAAAAGUUACCAGAGCAAAUUGUUCCCCAAAUAAAAGUAAAUAUGACCUAAGCCAAAUUUUACUUUCAGUAAAAGUCACUUAGUUACUUUAAUGUAACCAAUAAGAAAUCCUUCUGGUCCAUUUCAUAAAAGAAAAGAUGAGAUACAGGCCUUAAGCUGUUAAUCAAUAAUCAACAGCUGCAAAAAAUACAAGGAGAAAUAAAAAUCCUGGGAACAAAAUCAACACCUUUGAACCAACGAUUGUAUAAUACGUUAAAAUAAAUGACCUGUACUUGUAUAGCACUUUAUGUUGCUUCUCUAUUUCUGAGUUAUUCAAUUACCCAUUUAAACUUUAUAGACGUUCUAAUGCUGACAUAUGUUAAGUUGUGUUUUAGAUUUUAAUUUGAGUUACAUUGCUCAUAAAUGGCAAAUUUGUGCCUGACAUUUAUGUAGAUAAAAAAA